ACAGGUGUCAUGGGAUUUAUAUCUGCUUUGUGAAACCCUCUGCAGUGCAUCAUUUCUCCUUCCAUUUUUAACUAGAAUCAUUUGUGAACAUGUGUAUGAAAUAUUUAUUCUUUUUAAUCUUCUGUCUGAUUUUGUGUAAUGCUGAUCAUGAUUGCAUUUUUGACAAGGGCUGCUCCGACAUGGCCGGUAUACGUGCAUUCAACAUUACGGAAGAUGAUGAGGAGAAUCGAAUUAUAGGUGGUCAGGAAGCGUGGGCACAUUCCUGGCCAUGGCAGGUGUCUCUGGACUACUCUGAUAUGCAGGCAUGUGGAGGGGCCAUUCUUGAUCUGCAGUGGGUCAUCACGGCUGGCCACUGCUUCAGACGUUAUAAAAAGGCAUCGCUGUGGACCGCGGUGGUAGGAAGACACAAUUUGGAGAAUGCUAAUGAAUCCUGCCAUCAAUCUGUAGGGGUGGAAAAAAUCAUCGCUCAUGAGAACUUCAAACAGAAGACAAAUGAGAAUGAUGUUGCCCUGCUGAAACUUCAGAGUCCACUGCAGUUUAAUGAAUGUGUGAGACCUGUUGCUAUCUGGAACAGUGAUGUACUGUCUCAGGAGACGUGUACCGUCACUGGCUGGGGUGCCAUUAGAGAAAAUGGUCCUCGUGCCUCCAGACUCCAAGAGGUCAAUGUAACCGUUUUUAUGCCAGAGACAUGUAACCAGUUUUACAAAGACAAAAUGCACGAGUUUAUGAUGUGCGCAGGAGCGGACGCUGGUGGAACGGAUGCUUGUCAGGGGGACUCCGGUGGUCCCCUUUCUUGUUUCACAGGCGAUAGGUAUAAGCUCAUCGGAGUGGUCAGCUGGGGGGUCGGAUGCGGUCGGGCAAAAAAGCCAGGCGUCUACACUAAACUUUUUCAUUACAAACAAUGGAUUGAUUCUGCAAUACAUGGGGAAUUCAUGGCAGAAGAAUCACGAAUGGAUUCAGCCGCUCAGUGUGGGCAGGCCAAGGUGGACCCCUGUCCACUGCCCAGUGGCUUGGCACAGUUAGUGCCCUCUGUGGAUGGCACAUUUCAGGUGGACAAUGUAAGCGAGGCAUGUCCUCACUCCUGGCCUUGGCAGGUCAGCCUGCAAAGUCACGAUGCACAUUACUGUAGCGGCAUCCUCGUUCACCCAUAUUGGGUACUGGCACCUCGCCACUGCUUUGCCAAGGUUGGAGAUGUUGUGUUCUUGGGAGCUCAUGAUCUCAACUUCAUGUCUGGCCAGACAUCAGCUGUGAAAAGCGUGCAGAGUCUGGCUUACGAUGGCAGCUUCCCACCUGUCUCUGACCUCUCCAUGAUCCGUCUAACUGUCCCGGCUCGAAUAGGAACGACGAUAUUCCCGGUGUGCCUACUGGAAAAAGAUGAUGAAAUAGUUCACGAAGACGGGUCUUCUUGUGUGACAACAGGCUGGGGGCCGAGUAAAACUACAUCGGACCUGAACCCUGAUAUUUUGCAUAUGGCCAAAGUAACAUUACUUUCUGAGAAAGACUGCAAAGCUGGCUGGGGGGAAAUUGUCAGCAAGACGUUUCUUCUGUGCGCAGACGCAGCAGCAUCCACAUCGUGCUUGGGGGACUCUGGUGCACCCCUUGUGUGUCAGAAAGAUGGUCUCUACUACCUUGUUGGACUGGAAGCAGGGGGAGGCAAGAGAUGCGCACCACUGAAACCAGCUGUAUUCACCCGAGUGUCGGCAUUCUACUCAUGGAUACAAACUUGGGUCAAAACUUCCUAAAAUCUGUAAUAAAGCAUAUUAAAUAUUGUAUACAGUC
This is a messenger RNA of Misgurnus anguillicaudatus (oriental weatherfish), 1779 nucleotides long. It is a transcript of the gene ovch1, whose product is annotated as ovochymase 1. Lineage: Eukaryota; Metazoa; Chordata; Actinopteri; Cypriniformes; Cobitidae. Gene Ontology annotation, biological process: proteolysis. The record is from RefSeq and is a predicted model, not a curated record. Gene Ontology annotation, molecular function: serine-type endopeptidase activity.